AUGGAUGAAUCGUAUCUGCAGUAUCAAAAGACAUUGGUUCGUUACAAUAAUCCCAUUUUGGCUUCGAAGCAAAAGAUUAAGAAAAAUGAAAAUGAGCGUUUAAAUGAACCUAAAGAUGAUGGUCGAAAUUUUUCUAUAAAAAAUUCUAUUCAAAACGAAACGGAAGAAAUACUGAACUCGUUUUUACCUGUGAGAUCUUGGGAAGAAAAUGGAAAGUUGUGGAUCCAAACUUAUUCAAGCAGCCCUGCUACACGUCAAGAUGUCAUUUAUCUCACAGAAACAUUAGAUUCUCGUUUGGCACAAAAUAAUGCUCGUGAAAUUGGAAUUUGUCCUAUUCGUAGAGAAUUAUACAAUCAAUGUUUUGAUGAGGUGAUUCGCCAAGUCACAAUAUCAUGCACUGAACGUGGUUUGUUACUGCUUCGUGUUCGUAACGAAAUAAACUUGAAGGAACAAGCAUAUCAAAACUUAUACAGCAGUUCGAUUGCAUAUGGAUUGAGAAAAACUUUAUAUGAACAAGAAAUUAAAGAAAAGAUUCUGGAACGAAGUUAUCAACUUGAACAAGAAAUAAAACAAGUUAAAGCUUCCCUUAAUGACCUGAAAAUGAAAAUUGAUCUUAUUAAGCUAGAGAAUGAUACAUUGUGGGAGGAAAUGAAAAAGAAACAUAAUGAAGAAUUAACAUUACAUAAAGCUACAAAUUCUCAACUAAUGGCACAACUUCUUGGAAUUGUUGAUAUAAAAAAAUAA
This is a messenger RNA of Clunio marinus, 744 nucleotides long. NCBI's taxonomy places the organism in Eukaryota, Metazoa, Arthropoda, Insecta, Diptera, Chironomidae. The record is from the annotation of a GenBank genome assembly.